CAGACGGCCGACAAUGCCAAACAGUUCUGCAAACUACAAUCUUGUUGCCAUUGGAGACGAUGGAGUCUGGAUGAAACUUGGACGUGAAAUCUCAAAGAUUGAUAGAUGCCGUCUGCUCAGAAUACCCAACUCGUUAAACCCAUACUCCAUUUGCGACAAGUACCAGUCUAGAGCCAUCUUUCUCUUGCCGGACGCCAUUAAAGUAUACCAAGGAGCGUGCUGCACGUGGGUACAAAGGCUCAGAUUUGGACUUAAUGUGAACACACCUAUUAUAGCCAUCGUGGACGAUUCUACAAGGAAUAACGAGGAGGAAAUACAACAAUUGAUGCAACUCAACGUCAUCAACUGGAUCAUGACGUCACAGGAGCUACAAGCCGUGCACAUCGUACGGGUUUUGUACCGAUGUGAGACAGUGAUCCGGCGGUGUCUUGAGACUUCGGCCGGAAUGAUCGUUCGGCACGGAACCCGAAGGAUUGCUUAUCUCCGGAACGCCGGAAGAACCAGCAAUACUGGCACUUCGUAUCCGAUGGUAGAGCAGUCAGAAGCAGAACAAACGGGAGAAUUAUUCCGUGGCAAACGAAGCCAUCAUGUAACUGAUGAGACUGAACAUAAUCCGAAGAGAAGCAAACUUGAAGGCAAAACCGAUGAACAACAUUCAUCAUUGGUGCCGUCGGAAACAAGUUCACUCCAGUCGACACUAGAACCAAACUCGACACUGAAACCAAUCUCGACAUCGGAACAAGAGUAUUCUAAGUCGACUUCAACACCAAACUCAUCGAAGUGGAUGGUUGGACGCAGCUCGACAUUCUCGAUACCGGAAAUAGUUUCACCACGGUCGACAUCAUCGAAUGCAUCACAUGCUCAAAUGACGUCAUUGCCGACUGUCGGACAAUGUACUGCGCAUGUCAAAAGAGGUGCCAGCGACAUUAUGCUGAAGAACCGUCAGCACAAUUUUAUCAAUACCGUUACUGCUCAGGCGCAGUCGGAAAUUGCCGGAACAAAUUACACGUCUAUUGUCCUCACAAAUCCUCAGGGAUACUAUUAUAGGAGCACACCUUUAUCGGGACGAUCAAAGAGAGCUAGUCUCCCGAGGAGAACGGAGGAGCUCAAUAACAAACUAGACACCGCAGUGAUGUAUCUAUCACGUGUCCGUAAACUCCUUGACGUGGAGACUAAUCGGCAAAUGUGAUGACGGCAGUGUAACAAGAAAAUAAUGAUUAGGAGUGCUAGUGGGGGCGGGGCUCAGACAGAAGAUCAAAUGAAGAGAAAGGGAUGAAAAACAGCAAACGUUUGAAGACACAAUGUGCCAUUAGUUAGGCUAGUUGGAUUAAGUGUUUCAAAACAAUUGUUUCGCGCAUUAAAGCCAUUAUACACUUGCGGUACAGAAAAGA
Asterias rubens (European starfish) is the source of this 1391-nucleotide messenger RNA. RefSeq lists its product as uncharacterized. The transcript has 7 exons. The record is from RefSeq and is a predicted model, not a curated record. NCBI's taxonomy places the organism in Eukaryota, Metazoa, Echinodermata, Asteroidea, Forcipulatida, Asteriidae. Bases 14 to 1189 code for a protein of 391 amino acids.